Exophiala bonariae is the source of this 1851-nucleotide messenger RNA. RefSeq lists its product as uncharacterized. The transcript is spliced from 3 exons. Gene Ontology annotation, biological process: protein K48-linked ubiquitination; ubiquitin-dependent protein catabolic process. The record is from RefSeq and is a predicted model, not a curated record. Gene Ontology annotation, cellular component: ubiquitin ligase complex; cytosol; cell division site. Gene Ontology annotation, molecular function: ubiquitin protein ligase activity; protein binding. The coding region runs from base 1 to 1851 and encodes 616 amino acids. NCBI's taxonomy places the organism in Eukaryota, Fungi, Ascomycota, Eurotiomycetes, Chaetothyriales, Herpotrichiellaceae.
AUGAUCUCCCCGCCUGCCCCUGUCACCUCCCCAGCAGGUGCAGCCAAUUCGAGUCUCGACCGAACGCCCUCCACUCGCCGCCGAGGACUGUCAUAUCUGCGUGUCUUGUCUCAUAGUCGUUCAGGAAACACCAGUCCUAACGAACCAUCCCGUUCUCCCAGACAUUACUUCCAGAGAUCUCUCAGUUACAACAACGACCAACGACCCAGUCCGCCGCCCGCUCCUGCCGUAAAUCUUACUUCUACCGGGAGACGAAGAAGUCACUCCCGACCUAACGAACCCACCAGUCCUCUUGCCUUUCCCUCCGACUCUGCCGCACCUGGCCCUUCUUCACCUCCACUACCAGCAGGUCGAACAUCAGAUCCUACCCUGACGACGAGCUCCAGUGAUCAUAACGAACACGAAGACAUGGCUCGACAUCGAACUUCUACCUUCCGGAGAAACACCACCAGUCACCAGCAGGUAGCUGCUGGGGACACCAACAGUGAGGGAGCAUCCCGACCGUCGGCUCAGCGUUCUCAGUCUGCAAGAAAUACAAACGCCUCGAGCACCAAGGAUGCCGACGAGCCCAAAACGUCCCUGCCUACCAUUCGUUUUCACCCCCACCAAGAGAUAAGGAAUGGGAGACCCUCAUUGACGUUCUCUCCUGUCUCGCGCACAUUACCGAGUGAGGUUUCCAUCAUACGAGUCGGUCGCUACUCGGAACGUGAGGGUGUCCCCAGCGCCAAUCCCACCGCACCUUCCGAUGCCCCUGUUGGUUUCAAGUCCAAGGUCGUCAGUCGCAAACAUUGUGAGUUUUGCUUUGUCGAUGGCCAGUGGCAGAUCAAGGAUGUCGCCAGUUCUUCCGGUACAUUUCUCAAUCAUAUCAGGCUGAGCCAACCUAAUACCGAGUCUCGGCUUUUCCCUAUCAAGGAUGGUGACAUCGUCCAGCUUGGAAUUGAUUUCCGCGGUGGUGAGGAGAUGAUCUUUCGAUGUGUCAAGAUCAGAAUCGAGUGCAAUCGUGCAUGGCAGAAGAAACCAAACAACUUCAAUAAAACCCGUCACCAGCAGUUACAGAGUCUUGCCAAAGACCAGCCAUCGGCUGAUGCGAAUAGUGGGGAAUGUUCAAUCUGCUUAGGAUCUGUUCUGCCCUGUCAAGCACUGUUUGUUGCCCCUUGUGCACAUGUCUGGCAUUAUAAAUGUAUUCGACCUCUUCUAGAAGGCAAGAACAGCACUUACCCGCAAUUUCAAUGUCCAAAUUGUCGUGCGUAUUCCGACCUCGCAGCUGAUGUCGAUCUUGCUCAAUCCGAUCUUGACGAGUGGAUGGAAGGCACAGAGGACAGCCCAGCUGCAGAAGCCGAGACCAAUAACGCCGCCAACACCGAUUCCUUGACUGCCAAUGGUGCACUGACAAAUGGGCAUAUUACCGGACAGUCUGAUACCAAUGUGCAUCAGCCGCAACGACCAUUUGCGACCACACCUUUUCCACACCUACCUGCACCAGUGACCCCACAGGUCACCGCUCCGAAAGAGACCAGCGACCCUGCGGCUUCUCUACGAGGUGGCGGCUUACUUGCCCGAAGACAGGCUUCGAAUGCUACUUCUCCAGAAGUACGGUCUAUGAAUGGGAACAUAGACAUGCCCGAUCAGCCUGAUGAGGAUGACAUGCAUGCGCAUCUAGAGAACCAACGAACACGAACCCAAACCCCGGAUAUUGAGCAAGCAGCUGCCUCCGGCGAAGGUCCACUCACUCCAAGAAAUAAUGCCGGUCCUUUCGUCUUUGAUGGAAGUGCGGGCAGAUCUGAUGCAAUGCAACUACAGGUUCCUGGAAUUCCGGAGGUUACUGGAGGUAAUGAACGUUCUCAAUCAUGA